Oncorhynchus gorbuscha (pink salmon) is the source of this 1259-nucleotide messenger RNA. It is a transcript of the gene b3gat3, whose product is annotated as beta-1,3-glucuronyltransferase 3 (glucuronosyltransferase I). Gene Ontology annotation, cellular component: Golgi membrane. Gene Ontology annotation, molecular function: galactosylgalactosylxylosylprotein 3-beta-glucuronosyltransferase activity. Gene Ontology annotation, biological process: carbohydrate metabolic process; chondroitin sulfate proteoglycan biosynthetic process. The transcript has 8 exons. Bases 195 to 1232 code for a protein of 345 amino acids. The record is from RefSeq and is a predicted model, not a curated record. NCBI's taxonomy places the organism in Eukaryota, Metazoa, Chordata, Actinopteri, Salmoniformes, Salmonidae.
UACCCUCAAGCCGGAAGUUGUUGGUAUCCAUCAAAUAUUUCAUACGUAGCUAACUAACUGAAUUGAUGAUUUAUCGCCCAUCUAAUUGGGGUGCAUUUAUAACUAAUGCCUUCCCCAAAAAGUCAUAAAUGAAGAAAUUGGUGCCUCACAAGACCUAAUACUAGUAACGACGUUAUUCCCGCCGGCGGAUUGCCAUGGCUACUAGGAUGAAGUUAAAACUGAAGACUGUGUUUGUCCUCUACUUCAUGGUCUCACUUAUGGGCCUCAUCUACGCUCUCAUGCAGCUUGGCCAGCGCUGUGACUGUGCAGAGCAUGACAUGCCCAAGGACCGUACUAUCUCUCGUCUGCGGGGGGAACUGCAUCGGCUGCAGGAGCAGAUGAGGAAGGCUGAGCCCACCAAACUCCCUCAAAAACUAGCAGUGAAACCGGCCCAACCCACCAUCUACGUCAUCACACCAACCUACACCAGGUUUGUCCAGAAAGCCGAGUUAACCCGGCUUGCCCAGACGUUCCUCCAUGUCCCUCAGCUCCACUGGAUCCUGGUGGAAGACUCUCCCCAUAAAACCCCUCUGGUCUCUGGGUUCCUGGCCUCCAGCGGCCUGGCCUACACACACCUCCACACUCCCACACCACGCGACCGCAAACUACAGGAGGGUGACCCUAGCUGGUUGAAACCCCGCGGGGCGGAGCAGAGGAACGAGGGGCUGCGGUGGCUGAGAGAGGACAGGAGGGGGCAGCCUGGAGCAGACACACAGCUGGGGGUGGUCUACUUCGCUGACGAUGACAACACAUACAGCCUACAGCUAUUUGAGGAGAUGCGUGGUACCCAGCAUGUGUCUGUGUGGCCAGUCGGCCUGGUGGGAGGGAUGAGAUAUGAGAGACCUGUGGUCGAGGGGGGGAAGGUUGUACGCUUCCAUACUGGCUGGCGCCCCAGCCGCCCCUUCCCAUUGGACAUGGCUGGCUUCGCCGUGUCGCUCAAGCUGGUGAUAGCCAAUCAGGACGCAUGUUUCGACGGCGACGCACCGAUGGGGUUCUUGGAAAGCAGCUUCCUGCAGGGACUGGUUACCAUGGAUGAACUGGAACCUAAGGCGGAGAAUUGUACUAAGGUGUUGGUGUGGCACACGCGGACAGAGAAGCCCAAGAUGAAACGAGAGGAAGCGCUUCAGAAACAAGGCCUGGGGUCUGAUACUGCUGUAGAGGACAAUGACCCAACACACCUUCAGGCUUUGUAAGGGCUAUUUUACCAAGAAAGAGAGUGA